AUGUCUCCUCACAAGUUGGAUGCCCCGAGUAUUAAGAUCGCUAUCGAUCGCGGUGGUACCUUCACCGACUGCCUAGGCAUUGUCGAUGGUCGCGACGAGGAGAUUGUUGUCAAACUCCUGUCACAAGACCCGGCCAACUAUGCAGAUGCCCCAAUCGAGGGAAUCAGGCGUAUUCUUGAGCAGGCAACUGGCAAAGUAUUUCCUCGCGAUCAAAAGCUCACAACUGCCGACUUUUCCAAUGUCAGUAUUCGUAUGGGCACAACGGUCGCCACGAAUGCCUUGCUGGAACGCAAGGGAAUGCGUCACGCACUUUUAAUCACGAAGGGCUUCAAGGAUGCUUUGCAAAUUGGAACCCAGGCCCGACCAAAGCUUUUCGCGCUCAAUAUCCAACGUCCUGAUGUGCUCUACGAAGAUGUUGUCGAGAUUAACGAGCGUGUCACAAUUGAAGAUUAUCAACAAAAUCCCACACCUGACAAGGAAAUCCUUCAAAAGUCCUUGCAAUCAGAUACUUCCUUGAAGAAGGGUGUCAGUGGUGAGGUUGUCCGAGUCCUGGAGCCGCUUGAUGAAGUUGGCACGAAGCAAGCUCUUCAGCAGUUAUAUGAAAAUGGAUAUCGUUCGAUUGCGGUUUGCCUCGUUCAUUCUUAUACAUUCCAAGAUCAUGAACUUGCAAUUGCAAAGCUCGCAAAGGAAAUCGGAUUUACCCAGAUUUCUCUUUCCAGCCAGCUGCUGCCGAUGAUAAAGCUUACCUCGAGGGGCGCUUCGGCUACUGCAGAUGCAUAUCUAACACCAGUCAUUCAACGCUAUAUUCAGGGAUUUCGCUCAGGGUUCAGAGAUGGGCUUGCCUCUACCGAUACUCGAUGCGAGUUCAUGCAAUCAGAUGGAGGUCUUGCUAAUUUUGAGAAAUUCACCGGACUCCGCGCGAUCUUGUCAGGGCCCGCCGGAGGCGUUGUGGGAUAUGCAGGGACUUCUUAUGAUGAGACUGAUAGAACCCCCGUCAUUGGGUUUGAUAUGGGUGGUACCAGUACUGACGUUUCCCGAUAUGAUGGCAAGCUGGAACACACUUUUGAGAACAAUAUCUCCGGCGUGACAGUGAUGGCCCCUCAACUGGACAUUAAUACUGUAGCUGCUGGUGGUGGAAGUAUCCUCUUCUGGAGACAUGGACUGUUUGCUGUUGGUCCCGAGUCUGCAAGUGCUCAUCCAGGACCAGCAUGUUACCGCAAGGGAGGCCCUUUGACGGUGACUGAUGCCAAUCUGUUCCUCGGCCGCCUUCUACCGGCAUACUUCCCCAAGAUAUUCGGCCCGAACGAGAAUGAAGCAUUGGAUGUCGAUAUUACCCGUCAGAAGUUCACGGAGCUCGCAGCUCAGAUCAAUGCUGAGACCAACCAAAACAAGAGUCCGGAAGAAAUCGCACUUGGUUUCAUUCAGGUCGCAAAUGAAUCUAUGGCAAAGCCUAUCCGUGCCCUUACCGAGGCUCGUGGAUAUGACACUUCAGCGCAUAACCUGGCUUGCUUCGGUGGUGCUGGAGGGCAGCAUGCUUGUGCUAUUGCUUCUUCAUUGUCUAUCGGAACUGUCAUUAUUCAUCGGUACUCUUCGAUUCUGUCUGCCUACGGCAUGGCCUUGGCAGAUGUUGUUCACGAGGCCCAAGAGCCUGCAUCUGGAGUGCUGGAUGAUCAGGCAAUGAAAGGUGUUACCGAGCGUAUUGCUACGUUGAAGACCAAGGUAACUGCAGCCUUGGUUACCGACGGUAUUAAUGAGACCCAAAUUCAGCAUGAAGUCUAUCUCAAUCUCCGAUACCAAGGGACGGAUAACUUGCUCAUGGUGCUUAAGCCUGAGCAUGGAGACUUCAUCGCCGAGUUUAGCAAGGAACAUGAACGCGAGUUUUCUUUCACUUUCCCCGGCCGGAGCAUCCUUGUUGAGGAUAUUCGAGUCCGUGGCGUUGGAAAAGCAACUUCAAUUGCGCCAGAGGCACCUCAGCAAGAACUCAAAUCGGUGACGACAAAGCCUAUUGGCUCCGAGAAGCAGGAUGAUUCAUCUUAUGUAUAUUUUGCUGGCGUCGGAGAAAUCACGACGCCGGUUUUUUUCCUGAACAACUUACAACCAGGAAACGUUAUUGAAGGGCCUGCGAUGAUCAUCGACAAUACACAGACAAUCGUCGUUGAGCCAAAUGCUAAAGCCACAAUUCUAUCACGGCAUGUAAUUUUGCAUGUCCAAUCUUCAAAAAAGCAGACUGCCGACGCAACCGUCGUGGAUCCUAUCAGAUUGAGCAUCUUUGGUCACCGGUUCAUGUCUGUGGCAGAUCAGAUGAGCCGUAUGUUCCAAAAGACUUCAGUAUCAACAAACAUCAAGGAGCGGUUAGACUUCUCCUGUGCGGUUUUCUCUCCUGACGGAAAGUUGGUCGCGAAUGCGCCCAACGUGCCGGUACAUCUUGGUAGCAUGGAAUAUGCUGUCCGUUAUCAACAUGAACAAUAUGGAGGCAGUUUGAAGCCAGGUGAUCACAUUCUUACCAACCAUCCUCUUGCCGGCGGCACUCAUCUCCCUGAUAUUACCAUCGUCACUCCCGUCUGGGAUCACGAGGGUAAACAUAUUGUCUUCUAUGUUGCCUCUCGUGGUCAUCACGCUGAAAUUGGUGGUAUAGCCCCGGGGUCAAUGCCCUCAAAUAGCAAGAUGCUGUAUGAGGAAGGUGCCAUGACAAUGGGUUUCAAAGUUGUAUCACAAGGUCGCUUCGAAGAGGAAAUCGUUCGCAAGUUCCUCUAUGAUGGACCUGCCUCAUAUCCUGGCUGCAGUGGCACACGAACAUACAAUGACAACGUCUCGGAUUUGAAGGCUGCUGUCGCAGCAAAUCACAAGGGCGCACAGCUGCUGGAGGCUUUGGUGGCUGAGAAUACUUUAGAAGUGGUUCACUUCUACAUGGAUGCAAUCAAACGCAAUGCGGAGGUCGCUGUCCGUGAACUCCUCAAGUCUAUUGGUCGCAAAAUUCCAGGGAAGCCUCUUCAAUUUUCUGAUUUCAUGGAUGACGGCACUGAAAUCAAAUUGGAAAUCCGUAUCGAUUCCGAGACUGGGUCUGCCGACUUCGAUUUCACGGGAACCGGUCGAGAGACUUUCAACUGCCUCAAUGCACCCAAAGCUAUUGCCCACUCGGCCAUCAUCUACAGUCUUCGGGCACUAAUUGAUGUAGACAUUCCUCUCAACCAGGGCUGUCUUGCUCCAGUCAAUGUGAUCAUUCCCUCAGGUACACUGCUCAACCCAUCUGGUCAUGCUGCCGUCUGCGCUGGGAACCCAAUCACCUCGCAGCGUAUUACAGACGUUGUACUUGGUGCCUUCAAUGCUUGCGCUGCAUCUCAGGGCUGCUGUAAUAUCAUCUCCUUUGGUACGGGAGGUGUCGAUCCCAAGACUGGUAUUGAAGUACCUGGUUUCGGUGUUGGCGAAACUAUCUGUGGUGGAUCAGGUGCUGGGCCAUCCUGGAAUGGCACUUCAGGUGUACAUGUGCACAUGACAAACACGCGAAUCACCGAUGCAGAGGUCUAUGAAUUGCGAUACCCUGUUAUUCUGCGCAGGUUUGAGAUCCGCGAUGGGUCUGGUGGAAAGGGACGUUUCUGCGGUGGAGAUGGUAUUAUCCGCGAGCUGGAGUUCCGUAUGCCUCUUUCGGUUUCUAUGCUCAGUGAGAGACGUGUGUAUCGACCAUAUGGACUGGAGGGAGGUGAAUCAGGCCAGGCAGGUCUGAACCUAUAUAUGAAGAAGGAGCUUGACGGAACGGAGAGAAUGAUCAAUAUCGGUGGUAAGAUGGAGCUUGAAGUACAGCCAGGAGAGCGAAUUCUUAUUCAUACACCUGGAGGUGGUGGCUGGGGAAACAUGUCUGAUGAAGAGACAGUGGCCUGUGCCGGCAACGGGAAUAGAAGCCCACCGAGCUUCCAACCACGAGGGAGUGUACACACAUUCACUGCCACGGCUGAAUCAGCAAUGUGA
Messenger RNA from Penicillium canescens, 3963 nucleotides. RefSeq lists its product as uncharacterized. The coding region runs from base 1 to 3963 and encodes 1320 amino acids. NCBI's taxonomy places the organism in Eukaryota, Fungi, Ascomycota, Eurotiomycetes, Eurotiales, Aspergillaceae. Gene Ontology annotation, biological process: glutathione metabolic process. Gene Ontology annotation, molecular function: 5-oxoprolinase (ATP-hydrolyzing) activity. The record is from RefSeq and is a predicted model, not a curated record. The transcript has 7 exons. Gene Ontology annotation, cellular component: cytosol.